Molecule: messenger RNA, 960 nt
Organism: Suillus subaureus
Lineage: Eukaryota; Fungi; Basidiomycota; Agaricomycetes; Boletales; Suillaceae
Exons: 7
Coding region: 1-960 (319 amino acids)
Source: RefSeq, a predicted model, not a curated record
AUGGUUUCAUUAGCAGACAUCCCGAUGGAUAUUGCUGCCGUCGUGUCAUUAGCUCUGGAAGGUAUUUUAUACGGAUUUUCUGUCCUCAUGUGUCUAGGCACCAUCUGGACAUUCAGCUAUAAACGACACAUGCAGGACAUCAAUCGGCCAAUCGCUGUGGUUGCCACCCUACUGUUCGUGCUGAGCACUGCGCAUAUGAUCGUAGUCAUUAUUCAUGUCGAACAUGGACUGGUGAAGUAUCGUGAUACGUUCCCUGGCGGGCCAGUGGCGUUCUUCACAGACGUCACCCAAGAUACAUUUGUAAUCAAGAAUGCGAUAUAUAACGUGCAAACUCUGCUUGGCGACGGGGUGGUGAUUUAUCGAUGUUACGUCGUCUGGCAAUCCGCCUGGGUUAUCAUCCUGCCAUGCAUGACGUGGUGUGGUGUCGCAGCGUCUGGUGUUUGUUCGGUCUACUACUUUUCUCAAGCGUCAGUUGCCGAAAUCGAAAAUUUCUUCGCUAGCAGGAUUGGUCAUUGGGUCGCUACUUUCCUUGCCCCCACGCUUGCAACUAAUGCGUUGAGUACUGGAUUACUGGCGUAUCGCAUCUGGAUGAACGAACGCAAGGUCUCUGCAAUCCGCACUGCAAAGCGCAGGGUACCUAUAUUGCGCAUACUUAUAGAUGCUGCUGUUUUGUACUCUGCGGUGCUUGGCUCCUCAAUAAUUUGUUUUUCCCUCUGGAGCCAUGGAAUAUAUGUGAUGGGAGACCUGACCGUCCCGAUUGUCUCGAUUACCUUCUACAUGGUAUUUAUUCGCAUCGCGACCAGUCGAAACAGUCAACAUUACCUCUCGACUGUCUGUAGAAGUGUCACUGAGACAGAACGGAGAAAUUUGCAGCGACAUCCUAUGCAGCCGUUGGUACACAGGCUGGAUAAUUCCAAAUCCUCCUUAGGUGAUAUAUUAUAUCCGUUUCCCGGUCGCUAG